This is a messenger RNA of Drosophila navojoa, 1166 nucleotides long. It is a transcript of the gene Or2a, whose product is annotated as Odorant receptor 2a. Gene Ontology annotation, molecular function: odorant binding; olfactory receptor activity. Gene Ontology annotation, cellular component: plasma membrane. Lineage: Eukaryota; Metazoa; Arthropoda; Insecta; Diptera; Drosophilidae. Gene Ontology annotation, biological process: sensory perception of smell; detection of chemical stimulus involved in sensory perception of smell. The record is from RefSeq and is a predicted model, not a curated record.
GGAAGCGGCUGCUGGACACUCAUGAGGCGCUCAGCUAUCAUUGGCGCGUUUGGGAGCUAACUGGCUUGAUACGGCCCUCGGGCAUGGCCCGGUUGAGGUACCUGCUCCGGGCCAUCACGCUGAACGUGCUGGUCACCUUGCUGUUCCCGCUGACGCUGCUGGCGCGGCUCAUCCUGACGCGCAAUAUGCAGGAGCUGUGCGAGAAUCUGACCAUUACGAUCACCGACAUUGCGGCCAACUUCAAGUUCAUCAAUGUGUUCCUGGUGCGCCGGCAUCUCGAUCGGAUACGCGAGCUGCUCCAGGUGCUGGACAGGCGGGUGCUGAGCGUGCAGCAUCCCGAGGAGCUGCUAGCCCUGCGGCAGGCUGUCGGCACGGCGAGGAGAAGCUUUCGCAUCUUCGCCGGCAUCUUUGUCGUCGGCACCCUGCUCAGCUGCAUCCGGGUGGCCAUAGCGAAGGAGCGCCAGCUACUCUACCCCGCUUGGUUCGCCGUCGACUGGCUCAGCUCGGAUCUGGCGUACGUCUGCAUCUGCUGCUAUCAGCUGUUCGGCCUGAUCGUCCAGGCCGUCCAGGACUGUGCCAACGACUCCUACCCGCCGGCAUAUCUCUGCGUGCUCACGGGCCACAUGCGCGCCCUGGAGCUGCGCGUGCGCCGCCUCGGCUAUCCGGGCCAUCCCGAUUGCCCGUCCCGGUGCCGCAUCGUGCAGCUGGAGCUGCACGACUGCAUCGAGGACUUCAUACACAUCAUCCAGCUGCACGCCACCAUCCAGCAGAUCCUCUCGAUCGCCUGCCUCGCCCAGUUCCUCUGCACGGCCACCGUUCAGUGCACCGUGGCCAUGCACUUCCUCUAUGUGGCCGACUCGCACGAUCUCUCCGCCAUGAUGCUCUCCUCGGUGUUCUUCCUGGCUGUCACCCUGGAGGUGUUCAUCAUCUGCUACUUCGGCGACCGCAUGCGCAGCCAGAGCGAGCAGCUGUGCGACGCCUUCUACGCCUGCAACUGGCUGGAUCAGUCGCCGCGGUUCCGCCGCUUGCUGAUCUUCACGCUGAUGCGCAGCCAGAGGACGUUCUGCAUCUAUGCCGGCGGCUACAUAGCCGUCACCCUGGAGACCUUCGAGCAGGUCAUCCGAUCGACCUAUUCCGUCUUUACGCUCCUGCUGCGCGCCAAGUGA